CAAGCAAUGGUGGCCAAACAGCGGAUCCGGAUGGCUAACAAGAAGCACAGCAAAAACAUCACACAGAGAGGGAACGUAGCCAAAACCCUGAGACCACAAGAAGAGAAAUACCCUGUGGGCCCGUGGCUGCUGGCACUGUUUGUUUUUGUUGUCUGUGGAUCAGGUAUGGACACUGCCCCUGAGAACAAAUGAAGGGUGUUUCAAUGCUAGCCUUCACCUCCAUGUUAUUCUUUAGAGUGGAGAAAAUGUGUUUUAUUUACAAGGACAGCCUAUUAGAAGUAUAUCAGUUUCAGACUCUUAGUAAUUAUUGCCUUGGUCUUGAGCUGAUUCAUUUUUUUUAAAAUAUAGAAUGUUUAACGAAAUUGCAUGUCUUCCUUGUGCAGGGGCCAUCCUAACCUUUUCUGUAUCAUUCCAGUUUCAGUAUAUGUGCUACCGAAGCAAGCAUGAGUUGAUCCAUUGUUAAAGGGGACAUAGGUCUUUCUUGUCUUGGUGAACAAAGCUCACAGGUACCAUGUGACAUCUAUUCUGUCCC
Messenger RNA from Vombatus ursinus (common wombat), 532 nucleotides. RefSeq names its product stress-associated endoplasmic reticulum protein 2-like. The coding region runs from base 7 to 192 and encodes 61 amino acids. Gene Ontology annotation, biological process: endoplasmic reticulum unfolded protein response. NCBI's taxonomy places the organism in Eukaryota, Metazoa, Chordata, Mammalia, Diprotodontia, Vombatidae. The record is from RefSeq and is a predicted model, not a curated record. Gene Ontology annotation, cellular component: endoplasmic reticulum. The transcript has 2 exons.